CUCUCUCUCUCUCUCAUCAUGGCGGAUCCCUACCUCAAUUACUUGAUCAAUAAUGGAGGCUUCACCGCCAGGUGUAAUAAUUAUGAAUUCCCGCCAUCUCCGCCCACUUCGCCGCCGCUCAAGGAGGCUCUUCCCCUGCUGGGCCCGCGGCCCAACGGUGCUUCUUCCAUGGAUCUCGACACCAACAACACGAAGAAGAACGAUGAUCAGUCUUUAUUGGGCGUCAAUCUGAAUUUAGGGCUUCCAACGACUUCUGCUUGUGCCGAUUUUACGGAGUCCGGCAAGGACGAGGAAGAGGCAUCCGGCGUUAGUGUGGCCGCAGCAGUCGUGGGCCCGAUUAAUAAGGGCCAGUAUUGGAUCCCAAGCCCGGCCCAGAUUCUAAUAGGCCCAACCCAGUUUUCCUGCCCGCUUUGUUUCAAGACAUUUAAUAGGUACAAUAACAUGCAGAUGCACAUGUGGGGCCACGGUUCCCAAUACCGUAAAGGCCCCGAAUCCCUUCGAGGCACGCAGCCAACUGCCAUGCUCAGGCUCCCGUGCUACUGUUGCACCCCAGGCUGCCGCAACAACAUUGACCACCCACGUGCCAAGCCCCUUAAAGACUUCCGCACCCUUCAAACCCACUACAAAAGGAAGCACGGCAUCAAGCCCUUUGUCUGCCGCAAAUGCGGAAAAGCCUUUGCCGUGCGCGGUGACUGGCGGACCCACGAGAAGAACUGCGGGAAGCUGUGGUAUUGUGCGUGUGGCUCGGAUUUCAAGCACAAGAGGUCUCUCAAGGAUCAUAUCAAGGCCUUUGGGGAUGGGCAUGGGGCCUAUGGGGUCGACUCGUUCGAGGACGACGAGCACUCGUCCGAAAUCGAGCACUGAUGGUUGUUAUAUAUAUCAAUGCGUCGACUUUUAGUAUUUGUGUUAGUGAUUUUGCGUUACGUUUCCACUCUUGGGUAUAAGUAGAUGCUCGAUCAUAUCGUGGAUUCGUUUUUGAUGAUACGUACGCCAUUAUUCUAUGUAUGUAUGAUUAUGGUGAAACCUUUGAUUUUCAUUAAUUUGGCUCCUUUCAUAUAUCUGUUCACGAGUUAAUGUUUAUAUUAAUUGUUGAUAUUAUUUUGAAAAGAAAUGUGAGAUUUUCGUAUAAGUACUUUAUUAUGAUAUUAUUACCUCAAACAAUUUCGGGGGGAUACCCAUUUUCUGGUACGUACGGCA
Molecule: messenger RNA, 1197 nt
Organism: Striga asiatica
Lineage: Eukaryota; Viridiplantae; Streptophyta; Magnoliopsida; Lamiales; Orobanchaceae
Source: the annotation of a GenBank genome assembly